UUCCUCUAAAAAUCAUAAGCAUGUUUUCUUUGAAAAUCGAACUACUGUAAAAUUUAAAGAUUUCUUGAUACUUGAAAUUAUUCAUGGUCUCAUGGGAACCAGAACACUUGGCAGCUAGUCAUGGAAAUAUUAGUUUUAAGUAGGCAGUAGUCAUGAAGAGCCCUGGGAUGAUGGAACAACUUUUACUAACUUUUUUCCUCCUCAAUCCUGUUUUUGGAUCAGAGGGCUCUGCAGGAUUGUUUGAAGAAAAGUGUUCUGAGGCAGUUCUUCAAAUACGAGAAGAGAAAACUAGGUUCAACCGAACUAUUCAGGGUGUUGGAGAAAAAAUAACCGUGGGCUCAACUUUAUUUCUGAUUGUUGUACUUGCCGCUGCAGCUAUAUUGAUCUCGCUUGCCUUCGACAAGAUACAGGGAUGGCUGUAUCAGCUUCCCGUAACACUUGACAGUACCUUUGAUGCCGGAGGCGAGACCAGUUCAGGACUUAUCAUCAUUAACAACAUGUGUCAGAAGACAAACAUGGGAACCAUUCUGGGAAGCUCUGUUCUUCUUUUCCAAUAUGGUCUAUCAGGAACAUACUGGUACUCUAUAGGAGGUGGGGUGCAGGUUAUGCUGUUCUCCUAUCUAGGAUAUGCCAUGAAAAUUAGAGCCCCUGGAGCUAAAACCAUAUGCCAGUUUAUUGGAGUUGAAUAUGGGAAAAAAACACAUAUUCUGUUUAUUACCAUCUGCCUGUUCCAAAAUUUUGUGACUUUUGCAGCUCUUUUAGUAGAAGCCACAGUUGCAUUAAAUGCCAUGGUUGAUGACCUAAGACCUGAAUUCUCUUCUAUGCUCCUUGCUCUUCUUAUUGGAGGAUACACUAUUGUUGGUGGACUUGGGGGAACAUUUUAUGUGUGUUAUGCCAAUACAGUUCUUUUAUUUUUUCUUAUCCUCCUGCUCCAAAUCAUAGUUUAUUUAAAUCCAGCAGCUAUUGAACAGGAAACAUUUGGAAACAUUUCUACUCUGUAUGAGCUGGUUGAAUGUUGGGAUCCAGGCCAUACUAACUCAAGUCUACUACAAUUUGGAUCAGACAGCAACUGGAAAUUUGGAUUCACAAAUUUCUUUUAUAGCUUUGGAUCAACUUUUCUGGAUCAAGGUGUUUGGCAAGGGGUUAUUGCUGCCAAACCUGCUGAUGGUGCUGUUUUCGGGUUUAUUGGAGGAGCACUUGUAUGGAUGGCAAUUGCUUUAGGUCUCGGGACAACAUCUGGUGUGGCAUAUGCUGGCUUAUGCUCUUCCCAAGGGUUUUCCAUACUAGCAGAUGAAGAAGUAAAUUCAAAUCUCAUAUUGCCAUUGGUUACUUCAGUGUUGAUGGGCAGCACAGGUUCAUAUCUACUAUUUAUCAUAAUGCUCCUUGCUGUAAUGACCACUGGUAGUGGACAAGUCAUAGCAAUUUCCUCUAUCAUAGUAUAUGAUAUCUACAUUCCUUAUAUACAACCUUAUAGAAAACAUCUCCCAACAAACUAUUGUCUUAUUUGUCAAAAAAAAUUUGAAAAUAACUCCCAAGAGGCAUUUAAGGAAGAAGUUUGUGACUGUGUUUGCAUAAAAAACUGUCUUGAUUGUGGAGAAGAUCAGAAAAGCAUUAGCAAAGCCCGUAAAUCCAAUGAUCUUGUUCUUCCUCAUUAUAAAUGUGAAGACCAUAAAGAUUUUAGAGUUUAUGAGGAGACUAUGCUGAAGUUUUCAAGUUGGGUUGUAGUAGUAACAACAUUAUCUUCAGUACCUAUAAUAUGGCCUUUAACCAGUAUAGGGAAUAGCUACAAUAUCAACCUUGCAAACAUUUUUGUAGUAUGCAAUGUUUUUAUCAAUGGACAAUGGAUACCUUUGACCCUAGCAAUACUAUGGAGCGGGACCAAGCCAUCAGGACUUAUUGCUGGUAAUGUCUGUGGAAGCUUUUUUGGUUUACUUGGAUGGUUGAUUACUGCGACUACUGACCAGAAGGGGUUGACACUUGAAUCUGCAGCAUCACAAGAUUCUGUACUGGUUGGCAGUAUAGUUGCAAUGACAUCUUCCCUCCUAAUAACUGUAAUUGUUUCCUUAGUAGCUAGAAAUGGACCUAAGCGAUCUGAAAACUGGGAGAAGACUUUAAAUAUAGUCAAUCCUUUGACACCUUGGGUUGCAACUUAUGCAAAAGAUCUUGGCUUUAUUGGACAAAGGCGUUAUAUUGAUCUUCCCUCUGCUGACAUCAUGAAGAAAGCAUUCCGAAUUUGGGGGUAUAUAGCUCUUGGAUCAUCAAUCGUAUUGACUUUUAUACUUUUGAUUGUAAUACCACUUAGUCUUGAAACUGAAGCAUUUAGUCUGACUCAAUUCCACAACUGGACCAACUUCUGUGUUGCCUGGACAAUAUUUGCAACAUGUCUAGGUGCUGUUCUACCCUCAGCUCAGCUAAUAUACGAAAUCUACUUUGAAAAAUUCAAGAAGAAAACAGAAGACAUGCUAACAUUAAAGACACCAAUAAGUCUUGAUGAUUGAAAUUCAACAACAGAAUAUUAUGGAAAAAUUUCAAUUUUACAUUUCCAGAUGGAGUCAAUACACAUUGCACAUAUUUAGUGGUAGUGCAUCAGCUUAAUUUAAAAAACCUUUAUUUAGGAAGUUCUAAGAAAAAUUUACAACAGUGGCCCUUUAAUUAAUUCUAUAAAAGUGAUUAACUAUUUAUUUACCUUUCAAAAAUAAAUUUUUAAAAUCUCCA
Molecule: messenger RNA, 2715 nt
Organism: Eurytemora carolleeae
Lineage: Eukaryota; Metazoa; Arthropoda; Copepoda; Calanoida; Temoridae
Exons: 5
Coding region: 153-2498 (781 amino acids)
Biological process (GO): urea transmembrane transport
Cellular component (GO): plasma membrane
Molecular function (GO): urea transmembrane transporter activity
Source: RefSeq, a predicted model, not a curated record